CGCCAAUUUUUUUUCCAUUCUAAUUCGAGCUCCAUUCCUUAUAUUCGUCAAUAGCUACCACGAACAUAAUAUCCAUUACGAUGGCUCAGGUCCAAGGCCACUGCGACGCCCGGUUUUCCAAGCUACGCGACUUAAUGCAAGAGUUUAUCGUGUCCGGACAAGACGUCGGUGCCAGUUUGUGCAUUAAUAUUAACGGCGAGGAUAACGUGGUGGACAUAUGGGGGGGGUACGCUGACCCAUUGACCAAGAAACCAUGGGAAAAGGAUACGGUAGUGAGCGUCUUCUCGACCACGAAGCUAGUCACCAACCUGGCGGCUCUAAUGCUAAUAUCGCGUGGUGUGCUUCGCCCCGAGGACAAGGUGGCCCAGCACUGGCCUGAGUUUGCAGCAAACGGGAAGUCCGAGGUUACUGUCGGCCAAGUGCUAGCCCACACAGCGGGUCUCAGCACGUGGCAAGACAAUAUGACACUGGAGGAAGCGUGCGAUGUCGAGGCAGCAACCGACAAGCUGGCGCGCCAGGCACCGCUGUGGGCUCCCGGAACCGCCAUGGGAUACCACGCUGUGACGCAGGGAUUCCUCGUCGGGGAGCUGGUGCGAAGGAAAACGGGAAUGUCAAUCGAGAAGUUCGUAACGGAGGAUAUUUGCCGACCGCUGGGCGACGGGGCGGACUUCCAGCUCGGGUGUCGCAAGGAGGACUGGAACCGGGUGGCCCCCGUCGUACCUCCACCGGGACCUUCGAUCCAGAAGGUGCUUAGCCAACUACCGGAAUACGAUCCAGACUCGCUCCUCGUGCGCACCAUUUGUAACCCCAUGUUCAGCGCCGAGGAUGCAAACUCUGUGCUCUGGCGGUCCAGCGCGUUGGGCUCAGUCAACGGCCACACAAACGCUAGGGCGUUGGUUAAGAUCCUCUCCUGCUUCUCGCUCGGCGGUACAUGUGCCGAAGGAGGCCAUCGCCUGCUGUCGGCCGAGACGGUAAAACUAGCGCUUACGGAGCAUGCGAUUGGGAAGGAUGUGGUAAUGGGGCGGAGCGGGAGGCGUGGACUUGGGAUUUACCUCACCGGGUCGGGGUCGGGGGUCGUCGAAGGCAAGUUACCGGAGGGCAGUGUUGGGUGGGGUAGCGGAUGGGGCGGUUCGAUCGUGGUUAUGGAUAGCGAUAGGAAGCUCACGAUCGCGUAUACCAUGAACAAGAUGCUAAACGAUAAUCAUCCUUCUCCAGCAGCAUACAUUAAGGCAGUCUAUAAGAUACUUGGAGUUACCCUGGCUGUCUAGGAUCACGGCGAAUGGUCUACAUGUGCCAUUAUCUGAGAUAAAAGGCGCAGAGCCAUUUCUUCUGUAUCAAGUCUUAAGCACGGCCUCAAAGUGCUUUACAAUCUCAAGAGUACUUUACAAUCUCAAGAAACUAGAAUUGAUAUAACAGAGAAAAUUCACGGAACUGUCUCGCAGUUCUGCAACUAGAUGGAAUCAAAGUGUGCAGUAUGGUUUGCCCUGAUUAGGUAAAUAGAGGAAUGAUCAAGUAGGAAAGAGGCAAAAAGUGGCAUCGUUAAUUAUUUUUAAUCCAAU
Molecule: messenger RNA, 1559 nt
Organism: Pseudogymnoascus verrucosus
Lineage: Eukaryota; Fungi; Ascomycota; Leotiomycetes; Thelebolales; Thelebolaceae
Exons: 1
Coding region: 81-1268 (395 amino acids)
Source: RefSeq, a predicted model, not a curated record